Messenger RNA from Caretta caretta (loggerhead turtle), 3146 nucleotides. RefSeq names its product protein inhibitor of activated STAT 2 (gene PIAS2). Gene Ontology annotation, biological process: regulation of transcription by RNA polymerase II; protein sumoylation. The record is from RefSeq and is a predicted model, not a curated record. Lineage: Eukaryota; Metazoa; Chordata; Testudines; Cheloniidae. Gene Ontology annotation, molecular function: zinc ion binding; SUMO ligase activity; transcription coregulator activity. Gene Ontology annotation, cellular component: chromatin.
ACGUGGGGAGCGCACAGAGGGUGCAGGAUGGUGGCGGCUGCGGCGGCGCCCGGCGGCGGCAGCGGGUAGAAAAUGGCGGAUUUCGAGGCGCUGAGGGAAACAAAUUAGGUGUGACAUUGGGAACCUGUCAUGCCAUUUGGAAGGAAAGAAGAAUGUGCCAGCAGAAAGAAAUUCAAGUGGAUCCACAUUUCUGUACCUAAAAAGAAGUUUGAAUCCACAUCAGGUUUCGUUAGGGCUUGUAAACAAUGGAAAAAUAUGGUAUCAAGUUUUCGAGUUUCUGAACUACAAGUGUUGUUGGGCUUUGCUGGACGUAAUAAAAGUGGGCGCAAACAUGACCUCCUGAUGAGGGCACUGCAUUUAUUGAAGAGUGGCUGCAGCCCAGCCGUUCAAAUUAAAAUCCGAGAGCUCUAUAGGCGUCGGUACCCAAGGACAAUUGAAAGUCUGUCUGACUUGUCACCUGUAAAACCUUCAGUUUUCAAUUUGGAUAGUAGCUCCUCUCCUGUGGAACCUGACUUGGCUGUUUCUGGAAUCCACCCACUACCUUCUACUUCAGUCACCCCUCAAUCCCCUUCGUCGCCUGUUGGUUCUGUGCUGCUUCAAGACACUAAGCCUCACUUUGAGAUGCAGCAACCAUCACCUCCAAUUCCACCCGUCCAUCCUGAUGUUCAGCUAAAAAGCCUCCCAUUUUAUGAUGUGCUUGAUGUUCUCAUUAAACCUACAAGUUUAGUACAGAGCAGUAUUCAGAGGUUCCAAGAGAAGUUUUUUAUCUUUGCUUUAACACCUCAGCAAGUCAGAGAAAUCUGCAUUUCCAGGGACUUCUUGCCAGGGGGCAGGAGGGACUACACAGUCCAAGUUCAGCUAAGGUUAUGCUUAGCAGAGACUAGCUGCCCUCAAGAAGAUAACUAUCCCAAUAGUUUGUGCAUUAAAGUAAAUGGGAAGUUAUUUCCAUUGCCGGGAUAUGCUCCACCACCAAAAAAUGGAAUUGAGCAGAAGCGACCCGGCCGCCCGUUGAAUAUUACAUCUCUAGUUAGAUUAUCAUCAGCAGUGCCAAAUCAGAUCUCCAUUUCUUGGGCAUCUGAAAUUGGAAAGAAUUACUCCAUGUCUGUAUAUCUUGUUCGGCAGCUCACUUCAGCCAUGCUUUUGCAGAGGUUAAAAAUGAAAGGUAUCAGAAACCCAGACCAUUCCAGAGCACUAAUUAAAGAAAAGCUUACUGCCGAUCCUGAUAGUGAAAUUGCCACAACCAGUUUGCGGGUAUCUCUGAUGUGUCCUCUGGGAAAAAUGAGACUGACAAUCCCAUGCCGUGCUGUUACCUGCACACAUCUGCAAUGUUUUGAUGCUGCUCUUUACCUACAAAUGAAUGAAAAGAAACCCACCUGGAUUUGUCCUGUCUGUGACAAAAAGGCAGCUUAUGAGAGUUUAAUAUUAGAUGGGCUCUUUAUGGAAAUCCUCAAUGAAUGUUCCGAUGUGGAUGAGAUUAAAUUUCAAGAGGAUGGUUCUUGGUGUCCUAUGAGGCCUAAGAAGGAAGCCCUGAAAGUGUCCAGUCCUCAGUGUACCAAAAUAGAAAGUUCCAGUGUUGUCAGCAAACCAUGUUCUGUGACAGUGGCCAAUGACUUAAACAAGAAGAAAGUAGAUGUUAUCGACUUGACAAUAGAAAGCUCUUCUGAUGAAGAGGAAGAUCCUCCUGCCAAAAGGAAAUGCCUAUUUAUGUCUGAAACACAAGGAAGCCCAACCAAAGGGGUUCUCAUGUAUCAGCCAUCUACUGUAAGAGUGCCCAGUGUGACAACAGUUGAUCCUGCUGCUAUUCCUCCUUCGUUAACAGACUACUCAGUACCAUUCCACCACUCACAGAUAUCCAGUAUGUCAUCAGACUUGCCAGGUUUGGAUUUUCUUUCACUAAUCCCAGUUGAUCCACAGGUACUGGACACCCCUGGUGAUAUCGACCAAGAUAUUUGGACCAGUUCCAUCAGGUCCAAAGCACCAGAUCUUACGAACUUCAGAAACAUCCCACUCAUAUUUCUCUGCCAGGUAAUGGGCACGCUGCUUCAGUUCUUGACGGGAACUGACUUCUCCUUUGUCUAUGUCCUCUGCCAAGCCAUCGGGGAAGGGCCGAGCUUUCAUAUACAGCCUGUUGUGUUUAUUGGCAGAUUUGGACAAGCACAUCUGGCUCGAUUCUUCACUGACUGUUUCACGAUAAGAUACAACUGGGUCUGAUUUCUGCGAGGUAGCAAAUAAAUUCCAAUAAGAUUGUAAUAGUGAACAUCCAACAUUUUACACUAAAAUUACAAAAGGAACCUACUACGUCUUGUCAUUCCCACAUUUGUAUUAUUUACCCUUUUUAUAACAAAGUUCUAAAUCAUUUCUUUGCCUUAGGUAGCAGGUUUUAUUUUGUACUCCUGGGGGGAAUUCUAUGCCACUGCGCGCGCACACACACACACACACAGAGUAAUCAUGUCCGGUGCAAAUUCCCCCCACGCCCCCUAAAAUACAUUCUACCCAAGAAGUCCUGCAGUUCUGCCUUUCGACCACCAGAGGCUGCUGUGCUGCCAGAACACCUGGCUGACCUGCAGAAACGGCGUUCAUCUGCCUGUGGAACCAGGUUCAGAGGCAGAGUGGGGCACAUGGGGCUGUUGGGGUGUGUGUCACAGACUGAGGUUCAGAAGGGCUAGUGGGGUGGACAGACUGGGGUGCAGGCUCAGGAGCAAGUGGGGUGACAGCAUUGAGCCAGGGGCUGAAUGGGAGGUGGACUCCAGGACUACCUGGCGAUAGGGACAGAUGUGCCUGACUGAAUGGGAGAGGCUCGAGGUCAGCUGGUGUCUGCAUGGGGGAGGCUUCCCAACUCUCUAACAAUCUCCUUCUCCCCAAAAAGAAACUGUUCCAUACUUUUCCCACCCACACCCAACAGUCCUCCAGGAUUCACUCCCAGGCUCCUUCCCUCUGCCUCAGCUCCUCUAUUACCCCUGGCUUCCCCAUGCCUUUGCACUGCUUCUGAGAGGUGCAGGAAAUACUUUUCUGUAUUGUAGUUUAAAUGAAUUACCCAAAGUUCUGUAUUAAUAUGCCUAGUAAGGAAUCUUUGUCAAAAAAAAAAUUUCCUGAAACUUUUUUUUUGUCUGUAUUGUUACAGACAUACUUGCUAACAAGUAUUUUGA